ACCCCUGAACUAUUUCACCUAGGCAUAGCGUCAAUCGCAAUAAAGAUAUAUAAACUGUCUGCGUUUUAAAAUCUGGACCAAGUGAAGUUUAGAAGUGCAUCUAAAGUCAUUCUGUGUAUUCGUAUUUUUUGGAGUAUUGAAAUCUCGUGAAAAUGGAUGAACUUGACCAGAGCCAGAUACAAAUGUUGAAGAAAGCUUUCGAUACUUUCGAUCGCGAAAAGAAGGGUGUCAUUGAAACGGACAUGAUUGGAACAAUUCUGGAAAUGUUGGGUCAGGAAUUAGACGAUGGCACAUUAUCAGACAUUAUCAAAGAAUAUGACGAACAUGGCACCGGAACACUGGAGUUCAACCAAUUCUGUUCGUUAGCGGCUAGGUUUUUGACUGAAGAAGUCGACGCUGAAGCUAUGCUUGCCGAACUUAGAGAAGCAUUCCGGUUGUAUGACAGAGAAGGAAAUGGCUACAUCACAACGGACGUACUAAAAGAGAUCUUCAAGGAAUUAGACAACACCUUAUCGGCUGAGGAGUUGGAAGCCAUGAUCACAGAGAUUGACGCUGACGGCUCGGGAACCGUUGAUUUUGAUGAAUUCCUGGAAGUAAUGACUGGAGAGUGAAAAAAAUUAGCACACGACUUUAUUUUUAAAACAAAUUAUAAGUUAAUUUACCAUUUUGUAAAUAUAAUUUACUUAAAUAGGUUAAUUACUUUAGUUAUUUACUAAUUAGUUUACUUUUUUAUUAUUGUUUUAAAACAUAAGUAUGAUGUUCUGUUAAAUGAAUAUUCAUUAGCAAGUAACGACAAAUAAUGAAUUUGUUAUAAGACUGUAUUUAUUGUGCAGUAUUAUAAAUAAACGUUUAUUUAAAUAGAAUUU
Maniola jurtina (meadow brown) is the source of this 866-nucleotide messenger RNA. RefSeq names its product troponin C, isoallergen Bla g 6.0101-like. The record is from RefSeq and is a predicted model, not a curated record. Gene Ontology annotation, molecular function: calcium ion binding; enzyme regulator activity. The transcript is spliced from 6 exons. NCBI's taxonomy places the organism in Eukaryota, Metazoa, Arthropoda, Insecta, Lepidoptera, Nymphalidae. Bases 153 to 611 code for a protein of 152 amino acids.